Messenger RNA from Acanthamoeba castellanii str. Neff, 375 nucleotides. RefSeq names its product EF hand domain containing protein. NCBI's taxonomy places the organism in Eukaryota, Discosea, Longamoebia, Acanthamoebidae. The transcript is spliced from 6 exons. The record is from RefSeq and is a predicted model, not a curated record. The coding region runs from base 1 to 375 and encodes 124 amino acids. Gene Ontology annotation, molecular function: calcium ion binding.
AUGUCCGUCGAAGAGCUCAGGGAAGUGUUCGAUCAAUUCGAUGAAAAUGGCGACGGCCAGCUCUCCCUUGAGGAGUUCGCACAGGCCUUCCGGGCCUUCGGCGAGCCGGACAAGGAGGUGCACGCUGCCUUCAAGAAGUGCGAUAAGGACGGCAACCAGUCAAUCGAUUUCGAUGAGUUCGUGAGCUUCUUCAAUGAGGCGGAUGACGAUGACAAGCCGGAGGUGAACGAGUCUGCGCUCAAGGCCCUGUUCAAGGCGUUCGAUGAAGAUGGCAAUGGCAAGCUCAGCAAGCAGGAGCUCGUCAAGGCUUUCAAGGCGUGGGGUCACCCCAUCACUGAGACCGAGGAGGAGUUCAAGAAGAUGAUGCUCGAGUAG